Molecule: messenger RNA, 3757 nt
Organism: Pseudomassariella vexata
Lineage: Eukaryota; Fungi; Ascomycota; Sordariomycetes; Amphisphaeriales; Pseudomassariaceae
Product: L-aminoadipate-semialdehyde dehydrogenase-like protein large subunit
Exons: 4
Coding region: 200-3697 (1165 amino acids)
Biological process (GO): L-lysine biosynthetic process
Molecular function (GO): L-aminoadipate-semialdehyde dehydrogenase [NAD(P)+] activity
Source: RefSeq, a predicted model, not a curated record
AACCGGAGCCACAUUUUCAAAAGUAUUACGGCACCGCCCAUAUCCUUGGAACUCACUUAAGCCCAGUAUGACUCUUUCACCACCCGCAGAUGACCAACUUUUAAACGUGCCGGACUUGUCGCCAUGAGAAGUUGGUCCUAAAAAAUAUCCCUUCAUUUCAGAAAUCCAAAUUCCACUGAGGCCAUCCUUACCGUCCUCCAUGGAUCUUCCUGAUCCCACGUGCGACCUACACUGGUCUGCCUUCAGAGGAGCAAUUCAAGACAUAUUUUCUAAGAAUGCCAAAAAGCACCCAGACCGCCUGUGUGUAGUUGAGACAGCCUCGUCCUUCUCGCCGAGGAGAGAAUUUCUGUAUCGUCAGAUCGAUGAGGCGUCAAACGUCUUGGCACACCACCUGGUUCAGGCCGGUGUUCAGCGCGAUGAGGUGGUCAUGUCAUACAGCCACAGAGGCGUUGAUCUCGUGGUUGCCGUCAUGGGCAUUUUGAAAGCUGGCGCUACAUUUUCCGUCAUUGACCCAUCAUAUCCCCCAGAUAGACAGAUCAUCUAUCUCGACGUUGCCCGACCCCGGGCAUUGGUGGUUAUCGACAAGGCCACCCAGGAGGCUGGACAAAUCUCGGACAAAGUUCGCGCAUUCAUCUCAGAAACUCUUGAAUUACGCACCGAGGUCCCGGCUUUGGAACUGAAGGAUGACGGAACGCUACUUGGAGGCAGUAUAAAUGGGAAGGACGUUCUCGCGGACCAGGCUAGCUUGAAAGAGAACGGGCCUGGUAUCCUCGUCGGACCUGAUUCGACUCCAACUUUGUCGUUUACUUCUGGAUCAGAAGGUCGACCCAAAGGUGUGCGAGGGCGGCAUUACUCUUUGGCCUACUACUUCGACUGGAUGGCAGAGCGUUUCAAGCUUACGGCGGACGAUAAGAUCACCAUGUUGAGCGGUAUAGCCCAUGACCCUAUUCAACGAGAUAUCUUCACCCCCCUUUUUCUCGGUGCCCAGAUUUUGGUGCCCUCAAAGGAGGAUAUUCAGCACGAGAGACUUGCGGAAUGGAUGCGGGAGCAUGGUGCUACCGUUGCGCACUUGACCCCAGCCAUGGGCCAGAUCCUGGUUGGAGGUGCCAGUGCAGAGUUUCCAGCUCUCCAUCAUGCGUUCUUCGUUGGUGAUAUCCUCAUUAAACGCGAGUGCAAGGCUUUGCAGAGACUAGCGGAGAAUUGCUUUAUUGUGAACAUGUACGGAACUACCGAGACGCAAAGAGCUGUCAGCUACUUUGAACUGCCGAGCCGUAAGGCGGACCCAGAGUAUCUCGAUAACAUGGGCAACGUUAUCCCAGCAGGAACAGGUAUGAAGGAUGUCCAAUUGCUGGUUGUUGACCGUGAGAACCGCAACAGAAUCUGCGGUGUGGGCGAAAUUGGUGAGAUCUAUGUCCGCGCCGGUGGUCUAGCAGAAGGCUACCUGGGUGCUGACGAGCUCACAAAACAGCUCAACGAAACUAAGUUUGUCCAGAGCUGGUUUGUAGACAACUCACAAUGGGUAGAGAAGGACAAGCAAACUGCAAAAUCAGUCGAGGAGGAGCCAUGGCGCCAGUUCUACAAGGGGCCCCGCGAUCGGAUGUACCGGUCUGGUGAUCUCGGACGCUACAUGCCUAGUGGAGACGUUGAAUGUGUUGGCCGAGCAGACGAUCAGGUCAAGAUUCGCGGAUUCCGUAUCGAGCUGGGUGAAAUCGACAAGUAUCUGGCGGAUCACGAUAUGGUCAUGGAUAACCUUACGCUCGUACGAAAGAAGGAGGACUUCUCCUCGUACUUGGUCAGUUACGUCGUCCCCGACAUGCAGAAGUGGUCAGCCUGGCUGCAAGAGCAUGGCAAGGAAGACGACACGUCCGGUGAAGGCAUAGCUGGAAGGAUUCGUCGGUUCUGGCCCCUUGCGGAGGAGAUCAAGAAAUACCUGAAGACGAAGCUACCAAGUUACGCGAUUCCCGAGGCUCUUAUCCCGCUCGAGAAGUUCCCCCUGAAUCCAAAUGGCAAGAAGGACAAACCUGCGCUUCCCUUGAAAGAGUCUGCGGACCUCGAUGCGGCACUCAACGAGGCACACGUCAAUGUAGAUGUGCCCAUGACGGAAACCGAGAAGGAAAUGGCGGCAACUUGGAGGAAUCUGGUCAAGCGGCCAAUCGUUCCCACAGACAACUUCUUCGACAUUGGCGGCCACAGUAUUCUUGCCCAACAAAUGCUCUUCCAGAUCAACAAAAAGUGGCCUGGUAUCAGCCUUACCAUGAACAGCGUCUUCCGAAACCCAACACUGGGUGCUUUCGCCGCCGAGAUCGAGCGAAAGGUGUCUACGCCACAUGGCAGUAGUGAAGCAGAACAGGGCGAAGAUUAUGCUGCGGACGCGAAGUUAUUGCUGCUGAAUCUUCCUGCUCAUUUCCCUAACGCUGGAGGGACCAUCACGGGUUCAAACAACCUUACUGUGUUCCUUACUGGUGCCACUGGGUUCCUGGGAGCCUACCUCUUGCGGGACCUCCUAGCCCGUCCAAAGCUCCAAACACGAGUAAUUGUCCAUGUCCGGGCAAAGAACAAGGCGGAAGCCAUGGAUCGAGUUCAAAGAUCUUGUGCGGCCUACGGCGUGUGGGAGGAUUCAUGGAAGACAAGAAUAUCUGCAGUCACUGGAAGUCUUGGCGAGCCUAGGUUGGGCCUUUCGGAAGAAAGAUUUGAUCGACUUGCGAAUGAAGUCGACGUAGUCAUUCACAACGGUGCACAAGUACACUGGGUUCUUCCUUACUCCAGCCUCAAGCCGGCAAAUGUCCAGGGUACGCUGGACAUUCUGACGCUUUGCGCCCUGGGCAAGCCCAAGCAACUGGCUUUUGUGUCGUCUACGUCUGUUCUCGACACACCGCACUAUGUCAAGCUAUCGCAAGAAUCGGUCAAGCAAGGUGGCACUGGUGUGCAGGAGGAGGAUGAACUUUCCGGUAGUGCCACGGGUUUGGGCACUGGUUAUGGUCAGUCGAAGUGGGUAGGAGAGUACCUUGUGCGGACAGCAGGCCUCCGAGGUCUGGCCGGUACCAUCAUCCGCCCUGGAUAUAUCCUGGGUGAUUCAAGAUCCGGUGUCACCAACACGGACGAUUUCCUUAUUCGCAUGGCCAAGGGCUGCAUCCAGCUGGGAUCCCGACCUCAGAUCCAGAACACUGUCAAUAUGGUACCUGUUGACCAUGUUGCUAGAGUGAUUGUUGCCUCGGCAUUUAGCCCCCCUCAAACCCCUCUUGGCGUGGCACAAGUCACCGGUCACCCUCGCUUGACCUUCCAAGAAUACCUGGGAACUCUUGAGACCUACGGUUACAAUGUGCCAGAGACACAAUACAGUGAAUGGAGCGAAAGCAUGCAGAAGUACGUCGGCGAUACGAGCAAGGAACAACACGCAUUGCUUGGUCUUUUCCACUUCGCUACCACCGAUCUGCCCGCCGAGACGAUCGCUCCCGAGAUGGAUGAUAAAAACGCAGUGCAGGCAUUGAAGUCGGAUUCCGAGUUCACGGGACAGGACUUGUCAAGGGGAGCAGGGGUUACUGAGGAAAUUAUGGGACAGUAUCUGGCAUAUUUGGUUGCCAUUGGCUUCUUAGAGGCGCCAGCUGCGUCGGGUAAGAAGCAACUGCCGAAGGUUGACAUCAACCCAGAGCAGAAGAAUGCGCUACGUAGUGUUGGUGGACGAGGUUCUUUGGUGUAAAGGAAAAUAGGGAACUGCCAUAGAAAGAUAAGACAAAAUAGUAAAAUUCAACGUCUUUGA